Eleginops maclovinus (Patagonian blennie) is the source of this 3529-nucleotide messenger RNA. RefSeq names its product family with sequence similarity 219 member B (gene fam219b). The record is from RefSeq and is a predicted model, not a curated record. Bases 118 to 666 code for a protein of 182 amino acids. NCBI's taxonomy places the organism in Eukaryota, Metazoa, Chordata, Actinopteri, Perciformes, Eleginopidae. The transcript is spliced from 6 exons.
AUGGAACCUGUCACUCAUGCAUUAGCUAACAGAAGUGCCUCCCUGCUCUCGAGGAGAAGAACAACAAAGUCCCACCAUGGCUGUUUUGUGGAAUAAAUUGUGACAACUGCCGCCAAGAUGAUGAACGACAUCAUAGAGGAACCGGAGAAGGACAUCCUGCUGGAGCCGCAAGUCUUCCCGGGGCCCAGUAAUGGCACCAGACCUAAGACCUCUGACGGAGGCAUCCGGCCGGUGGAGAAAAGAGGACCUUACAUCAUGUCCCGAGUUCCAGCCCUCCACCUCAAACUACAGAAACACAGGGAGAUGGCGAGGAAAGCCCUGAAGAAGAAAGCCCUUUCUCCCGGACCCCCUGUGGUGCAUCAGCCCCGACAAGGAGCCAAGAGGUCGGUGAAGUAUAACAAGGGCUACGCUGCUCUGAGUCAACACGCUGAGGACUCUUUGGUGGCUCUGGACUCGGACAGCGACGAGGAGAUCGAUUUUGAGCAGUACUCCUCGGGAUACUCUUCAGCCGAGGUGCAUCCUGACCUGAGCCGCCAGCUGCUGCAGGACGGAUACCGCCUAGACGAGAUCCCCGAUGACGAGGACCUGGACCUGAUCCCGCCCAAAGCCAUGGGCUCCUCCGUGUGCUGCUGCUCCUCCGAGAGCCCAUCCUGCUGCCUGCAGUGAGGCCGCCGCCGCCGGGACUCAGACCUCUCAAAGGUCCGGCCUCCGGUCUCUGUGGAGCUUCAGAGCCUCUGUAAACCUGCUGUGCUGCCUGAGGCGUUCAGCUCUGAAGCCGGACUCCUGAUCCCACAGGACGACGUUGGGACAGAAGAACAAGCCUUACUCACUGUGACCCCAAAGCUUGAGCGGUUUUUAACCUUUUCUUUUUAUAGAACUUUAUGAAAUGCUUACUAUGCCACAGCACUAAAGGUGGUUAUUCCUUAUCUGGGAUGUGGGGGGGGGGGGUCUUUCCCUCCCUGGUGAACAGGUCUGCUGGAGAACUUCACUCCCCAAAUGAUCAUUUGUACGUCAAGUACUCAGCACGUGUUGCUUUGAAUUCUGAUUUUGUGGGUUCCCCUUCCCUGCAGUGUGUUCUAUAGGUUUUAGUGCAUGUCAACGGUCUGCAGAGGAUAAAGUCCCUGUGUUCACUCUGCCUGAAACACCUCCGUUGGACUCCUUUGUUUACUUACGUAACAUAGUGACAUCCUUAUGGAAAGACUCAAGCUCCCAUUGGCUAGCGAUCCAACACAUUGUGAGUGGCAGGCUAAGGGGGCGGGACAUCUCUGAGCAGGUUGACCAAUCACAACUACUUCACUUCACUUCAAUUUAUCCCGAAUUGUUGUUCAACACGGAGGAUUGUAAAUAAAGCAAAGCGUCUUUCAGGAAUUCAAGGCGACACAGGGAAAGUAAUUGAUGAACAAAAGAUCAUUUUGGGAGUGUUUCCUUCUGAGAACAACAUGCAUUGUGUUUUAAUGUUCAUCAUGAAGGUUCCCCGACUGUUGUUGCUUUAACUCAAUGCUUCUGUCCUUAACAAAUACAUCAAACUGUUCCUCUGAGACGAUACGGACACUAUGCGGGGUUAAAAGGACACCUGAUCCAACACAAACACAGACUUAAAUGUGCUUUUUAACAGGAAGCAGAGCACUCCUUAACCACAGGAUGGAUUCAGUGGAGACACUUCUAUCCUUUUUAUCACAGAAUUGUUGAAAUUAUUCCAGAAUCUCAAACACCUGAUAAAUCAGAAGUUUGACCCAGGAUUAGAGGAUAUACUUCUUAUUAUAAAUGAUAAUACAAGCUCUUACCAAAUGUUACACAGAGGAGUUACUGAGCGCUGAUGGAUGGACCAAUGAUUUAUGAUCGCUGUAUUGUAGAAAAACAACUCAUUCCCGACACUAAAACUCUCCAUUUAUUAACAACAGCUGUUACUGUGAGAUUGAAGGCAAAAUGUACUCAUACAGAGUCCCGUAUAAGCCAUUUUACACAUUCAGUUUCUGAGUCUUUGUUUAAUUUACAUGUUUUAUUUUGAACAAAUUGGGUUGAAAGUAAUAAUAAAAAAAAUAGGUUUCAUUUUUUUAUUAUUAUUAUAAUUCAUUGGAAACACAAUAUUUGUUUAAAAUAGAUUAAAUUAAAAAAACUUUUGGUUAGAAGGAAUAAAAAAUGGGUUUGACAGUUUUAUUAUUAAUAUUAUUAUUAAUUGAAAGCAAGAUAUUUGUGUUUUGGUGGGACACGGACACGUCUAAAUUCCCCUAUUUUUAAAAAACAUUGGGUUUGAUAGAAGAAUUAAAAAAACACAUUAUUAAUUGAUUGGAAACAAAACACGUGUUUAUAUUUAGACAUGGACGUGUUUCAAGAUUAAAUUCCCCUUUUUUUAAAACAAAUUGGGUUGGAAGGAAUAAAAACAAUAGGUGUUUAAUUAUAAUAUUAACUGAAAGCAAGAUAUUUGUGUUUUUGACGAGACAUGGACACAUUUAGACUCCCCAAUUUAAAAAUGUUUGGCUUUGAUAGAAGAAUAAAACAAAAUGUAUUAUUAUUAUUAUUGUUGUUGUUAUUGUUGUUGUUAUUAUUGUUAUUGUUAUUAUUAUUAUUAUUAUUGUUGUUAUUAUUGUUGUUAUUGUUGUUAUUGUUGUUGUUGUUAUUGUUGUUGUUGUUAUUGAUUUUAUUUUUUAUUUGGAUUUAUAGCAUUUGGGACUUUUACCCUAUUUUUGGAUCACAUCAUGCAGGACUACAGAUUUGAGUUACUCUAUUUUAUUUAUUUAUUUAUAGCUUCAAACAGUAAAUCACAUUUGCAGAACAACGUGCUGUUUGUUUCCUCGUGUUGCUUUGUAAACACGUCACUUUAAAUGUUUGUAUUCUUCUUGUUGUCUCUACAUUAUAGACAUGGAUUUGCUCAGAAAUGUUGACCGUUAUUAUUUGAUGUUUCCACUUUAAAAGCGUUACUCAUGGUCACCAUUGCGAUUACUUCAUAAACUGCAUAAACAACAACGAACCAACAUCAGAGCGAAAGACCGCGAUCGUUUUCCUAAGAGGUGUGUGUAACUAGAAAGACAAUUGCCCUUCACACACAUUUGAAAAUACAGCAGACUGUUGGCCGCCGUGCGGGGCUGGAGGACUGGAGACGUGUCCAUUUUCUGCUAUAAAAAGAUAGAAAAAUGGGGAUUAAAACAAACUCUGUAAAAAAUGGACUUCAUUUCCAUUAUUGUGUCCACUCCCUCCUUUGUUUGGUCAUUUAGAUUAUACGGGGGGGGGGGGGGUAAAUGCUUACAUGUAUUAAUGUAAAGUGCGUCGACUCCUUGACUCCCUGACUCCCUGACUCCUUGACUCCUUGACUCCUUGACUCCUUGACUCCCUGACUCCCUGACUCCCUGACUCCCUGAACCUUGCACUCCUCACCUGUGGUCAGCAAACACCUGACUCACCUGUGCUAUGCAACUAACGGACAAUCCGCUCCCUGACUGCGUGGCUGAGAGGCGAAUGCGCUGGUUGUUGUUUGAUGGUCACCUUUUUUAUUUGACUGUUAGUGUUUCCAUUAUUAAACGUAUCCACACCU